CUGACAAUUGGGUCAAAUUUUGCAAGAGAAUUUACUAACAAAAAUGAAUUGUUCCGUGAAUAUUCUAUUUCUCGUCAUUUUAUCACUUGGUAAACUGACGGUAGCCGAGGACAACACAUCGACGAAGCAAGCAACUGAUUGGUGCGAACGUAAUUGCCCGAAAGAAGAUCACAUUGGGUGCAUCCAUAAGAACUGUUACACAUUGGAUAGUCCAUGUGAGCUGGCGAAAAUUGAUGAGAAUGUCAUUCUUGAUACCCACAAUAAGCUGAGAAAUACAUUCGCUAAAGGCGAAGAAAAAAGGCAACCGAGCGCUGGUAAGGCAGCUAAUAUGAUGUACCUGAACUGGGACAUUUAUCUGGAAUAUUUGGCAGCCUGCAAUUUAAAACCUUGCGCAGGUAUGAAACACGAUCAAUGUCAUGUAACCGAAAAAUUUUCCACUGCUGGUCAAAAUUUGGCUUGGAGCUCCAAUAAAGGAGAUUGUGCGGCUCAAGUCCCUACCAUGAUAAACAAUUGGUACGGUGAAAUCGUACACAUUCCCCAAUCAGAAUUUGACCAAAUUGCCGAAAAAUACCACAAACCCGAGGGUAAAAUAAUCGGUCAUUUUACACAAGUAAUCUGGGCCAGAACCUCACACAUCGGUUGCGCAAUGGCUCGCAACAAAAAGGAGUGUACGUUUGCAUGCAACUACGGUCCCUCUGGAAAUAUCCGAUGGGGACGCAUUUACGAAGAGGGUGAACCUGCCAGCAAGUGUCCCCCUGGGCUUUUAGCAAACUACGAAUUUCAGGCACUUUGUGGUAAAAAGGAACCAAAACAAGAGCCAGAUUCUACUCUACAUUCUUCCCAAGUUCAAAACCAUAUUGUUUUUUUGAUUUUGCCUGUGACUAUAUUAUUUGCGAAUAUGUAAUGGAAAAUAAAAAUUGAUUUCAU
Messenger RNA from Ceutorhynchus assimilis (cabbage seed weevil), 927 nucleotides. The record is from the annotation of a GenBank genome assembly. Lineage: Eukaryota; Metazoa; Arthropoda; Insecta; Coleoptera; Curculionidae.